This is a messenger RNA of Phlebotomus papatasi, 1388 nucleotides long. RefSeq names its product aquaporin AQPAe.a (gene Prip). Gene Ontology annotation, molecular function: water channel activity. Gene Ontology annotation, biological process: transmembrane transport. Gene Ontology annotation, cellular component: plasma membrane. Lineage: Eukaryota; Metazoa; Arthropoda; Insecta; Diptera; Psychodidae. The transcript has 5 exons. The record is from RefSeq and is a predicted model, not a curated record. The coding region runs from base 260 to 1048 and encodes 262 amino acids.
GGGAAGACUGAGGUAUAUAAUGAGAGAGGCAAGUGGCUCAAGAUAUUUGUCCGUCGCGAGCAUUGGAGUGUAACAAGUGGUUUAAGAUUUUUCCUCAACUGACCACAAGAGGCUUCCACCACCCAGUGCUUCUGUGGCUUGCCCAGGUGAAAGAAGAGGAGAAAAGUGUACAAAAUCGUGCCUCAAAAAGAUCUAUUUGCAAUAAGAUCAAUCCAACCGGAAGGAAGGUCACUAUCGAAUCAACCUACAGAGCUCAACGAUGCCUGGCGUGUUCAAGUACAAAUUGGGAAUCAAUGAAUUCUCAUCAAAUGGAUCAAAUUUGCUAAAGUCCCUUCUGGCAGAAUUUACUGGAAUUUUUUUGCUGAAUCUCUUUGGAAUUUUCUCCUGCCUCCAUGGAACACCCACAAUGAUCUCAUUCACAUUUGGCCUGAUUGUCUUCAUGGUGGUUGCGUCUCUGGGGCACGUUUCUGGAGCUCACAUCAAUCCCGCUGUCACGGCAGGACUCUUGGCCGUUGGGAAAAUCUCCUUUGUCAGGGCACUCCUCUACGUUAUCUCUCAAUGUGCAGGAGCAGUUGCUGGAACUGCCUGCCUCAAGGCUCUCGUACCCGAAGCCCAACAGAGCAAUCUUGGCAUGACCAUGUUGGCCGAGAAUAUACUUCCAAUGCAGGGAUUGGGUCUGGAGUUCUUCCUGGGAUUUGUUCUUGUCCUCACAGUUUUCGGUGUGAUCGAUGAGAACAAACCUGACUCAAAGUACUUGGCUCCUCUGGCCAUUGGAAUGACUGUGACCUUCGGGCACUUGGCUGGAAUCAGGUUCACAGGAGCCAGCAUGAAUCCCGCCAGGACUUUUGGAUCAGCUGUUAUAUCGGGGAUUUGGGAUAAUCAUUGGAUUUACUGGGUUGGUCCAAUUCUCGGUGGCGUAGGUGCGUCAUUGCUGUACGUGCAGGCCUUUGUGGCCCCAGAGCCAGAGGUUGACCUAGCUGAGAGGUACAGGACUCAUGCGGAUGAGAAGGAGAUGGCUAGGUUAGAUGCAAAGCGAGAUUUGGCCUAAUGAUGCCAAGGAAGAUUUCUCCUCUCCGAGAUCUCAAGCAUCCACCUCUUCUGCCAAGACAUCUCUGCCCCCUACUCUCAUCCCAAUUUGCGCCGGCUUUUUUUUUGCAGUGUAAAUAGAAUUAUCUGCCCUUUAUUUACUCUUUCACAAAUUACAAUUUAUUAUUUUUUUUAAUGAGUCUGUGACUCAGUUUUCCGAGGCAUUUGCGCGCGAAAAUCAAUAAAAAAGCGUUUAUUUUUUUGGUAAUUUUUUCAAUUGUAUUUUAUUAUUUCUCAACAGUAUACACUUCUUAAAAUGUAUGUAAUCAUUAGCGAAUAUAACAUACUGCAUUUUAAUAAUA